UGGACUCCGAAUUUAUACAGGGACGAUGUGGUUCUUAAACGAAUCUUUCAAUGUGCAUAUGCUUAAUUGGAAAAUCUGACUCGAUCAACUGAAUUUAUGAUCCAAGUCCAAGAUACAAAUGCCGUGACGACUGAGUGAUAGAUUUAACUUUUACCAUGUUUACGGCAUUCUCUUGAAAACGUAAAUAAUGGGAUUGUCAAACUCCUUUUGAUUGAAGAUAUUCAUCGUAGUCCAAAGCUUAUACCAUGGGUAAGAAACGGAUCCAUCGUAAGCCUGUUGCCCUGACGUUUGCCGAUACCAGUAACCAACCUACGGAGCAGGAUAGGGAAGGAUGCUCUUCCUGGAAUCCCACAGAGCAGGAAAGGAAUCGAAGAGAGGGCAGCAAAGAGACCUCUCACCGGAGGCAAGAGAAUGGAGAUGAAGAUGAGGUGGAGUGUAUGGGCAUGGUGAGUAGCAGUACCACCAGCACAGAUAACCAUCGGGUCAGCCGUCCAAGCAACAGAGAGCUGCUUCGUAGACAGCAAGAAGAGGAAGAACAAAGAAUAAGAAAACGAGAGGAGGAAGAAUUUCAGAGAGCCAUUGAGCUGAGUCGCCAGGAGAUGCAAGUCACAUCGGUAACCAACUCAACCAGUGAUGAUAUCCUCAGCAGUGGUGAGAGCGAGGGAGAGGACAGGGUACAGACCAACAAUGGCAUCGGAGGAGAUAGUGACCAGAGCUCCUCUGGGCCCGAGGAAGUGGGGUUGGCCCUCCAUGGCGAGGCGCAAGCCCAGACAAGCCGGAGACACGACGCAUCAAAUGAAAACAAUGAUAGUGAAAGCAGCGAUUCAGAGGAUAGCGACAUCACUCAUAUCAGUAAUGGGGAGAACGAUGAGAGGGGCGUGGCAGGGGAGCCUAGCGGCCGGGAGGUGGAAGAUGUCGAUGAGGUUGGAAAUGGAGAUGAUGAUAAUGAUGAUUCAUCUGUCGGAUCUUCCAUCUUGUUGCAGUCGGAUGAUGAGGAGAUAACGGCUGGGCAGCCACCCCACUCAUCUAGCAGUCGCCCCACCCAGUCCAGUGAGAAGGCUAUUGCUAAGGUGUGCCCUCUGGAGGAUCCAAACACAGUAUCGCAGGAUGGAAGCAUCGAUAUCUUUGAUGUGAUGGAGGACCAGGACCCGCUCUCUCAAGAACUGUUUGUGGAUAGUCAGAGAUCCUACAAGGGGUAUGAGCCUCAGCCUGAAUCUACACACAGUCAAGAGGAAGACAGGGGUGGCAGUUCCAACAUGGAGUCAAGGCGGACCAGGCUGAGUUUGCGGAAGAGGAAACGAAAUGGCGAAGAGGGAUCUGAACCCAGGACCAACAGCAAUAAGACCAAAGCCCCAAGGCUUGCCCAGGAAUCAGAUUCGGAAGUGUCGGAGGUCGAUCUGGAAGUCAGGGUCGAUGACGAUGAGUCCAGCAGCGCACCACCCUCGCAAGAUGCAGGUUUCAUUGAUUUCCCUGAUAGGUUCCAAGGCAAUGCUGGGGUAGCGCUUGUCGAUAAGAGAAAGCCUAAUUACAAGAGUCCAUUCCUGAGACCAGCCGGAGUCCUACCAAAUGCUUACACUGCUGUGAUCCUGCGACUAUUCUACCAGUAUAAAGUCCGUCUCUUGAAGGCACAAGCUAAACAGAAACACAGGGUGGAAAUGGGAAAGCCUGUUGUAGUCGGACCAAACGUCAAGGACACAAUCGUCCAUAAGAAGCGUGGCCAGAAAGUCUUCCAGUGGCACUUGUCAUCCGAGGAGGAGGAUGCAGGCAACAGCCAGGAAAAUAAUCCUGAAGCGGCCAACCAGGCAAAUCUGGUAAAGCCUUUGAGAAAUGAGCUUGGGCACCUAAACAAAGUCUUUCAGAAUAACACUAAUGUGAAUACAGUAAGAGUAGUGCCUGGAAAUCAACAGGCAGAAGCUAGGCCUGCAGGAUUUAAGCCAAAGGUGGAGUGGACAAAGUCAAACAGUGGGUCUUCGGGUGUCCAGAACAAUGUCAGGACUGUAGGAUCAGUUAGUUUGAAAACCACCAAUGAAGUAUCAAGUUCAAGAACUCUUGUCAUUAAGGUUUCUCCUGUACAAAAGAAAUCAGCUGGAGAGUGGCUAAGUAAAUCUGAUAUGACUGGAAAGAGAGAGGCAAGGAGAAGAUUAUCAGGUUCAGAUGAUAGUGAUGCCGAUGUAGAGGUUGUUCCAGGAAACACGACACCCAGGACUCCUUUGACUGCAACAGUGUCACCAAGAAGGUGCACCCCAACAGAAUCUCAGUCCAGUAGUUCUUUAAGGUCUCCGGUAUUUGGUGGGAAGUCCAGUAGGGGGCUUGUGAGACCGUCCAGUGGUGCCCCAAGGCAGGUUGGGCAUUGCUCACCUCGAACUGUGCAGACUAAUAGGGACAAAAUGGAAAGCCCUCAGCCAUCGUCCCCACGGCUCAGGGUGGACAAUGAUGCAAGGACGCAUGUAGCCAUUGUUGCAGAGAGUGCUUCAGGGGUAUCUUCGACAGUGCCUGAUAAUAGUGCAAGACAUUCAGUGUCCAGAGUUGACAAUCAUCGAGAAGCAACUGCCUCUGUAAUGCCUACAUUAAGGACAGGUGUGGAUUCUGGAGCUGAUCAAUCAAGAUCUUGUCCAACGUCCACAAACCAAGCUGAGAGGGUUGGCAACAGUGAUGCAGUUUCUGCAUCCUCAAAACUUGCUUCCAGCUCACUUUAUGGACCAGCUCAUAGCUUUGAGGAAGAAAGACUAGAGUAUUACAAAGCAAAGCGAUUAAGGGAUUCACGUCCAGAAGAAAAUGGCAUUGGUGAUGUGGGAAGUAGCAAUGUGAAUAGGCUUGAUGAAUCAAACAAUGCUGAAAGUGAUGGUGAAGAAACUGAUGCACAAGAAAACAAUUCUAGUCUUGAACAGAAUCAAAUCAAUGGUGCUGUGGAAAAUAGUGAAAGGGAACGUUUAACUCCAAGAACAGAUGACACCAGAGGUGGAAAUGACUCAAGAGAGGAGGAGGAUGAGCAUCAAGAUGAACAACCUGAGCACGAUUUAGAAGUACAGAACUCCAAUGAAGCAGCUGUUAGCCUUGGUUCAAAUUCCCCCAUACCUGACAUGGAUGCUAACAUCCUUGAUGAAGGAGGUGGCCAGAGCGACCAAGACCUCGGUGAGGACGUUGGACCGGCUGGACAAGAUGAAGAAAACAGACAGGAGGAAGAUGUCGUCCAGGAUGGUGAUGAGGUUGAAGCAGAAGGUGUGCAGUGUCCUCUCUGUGGGGUCACCUUUGCCAUGACAGUUAUAGAGGUCCACGCAGCAGAAUGCAACGGACCGGUGGAGAAUGCAGAACCAGCAAGGCCAGAGCCAGUCAGAAGACCUAGACCAGUACCUGCUCCCAGGCCUUCCAGUCCACGCGACCGAAUGGUGGCCAGGAUGGAGAUGCUGGAUAGGACAUCAUCGGAGGAUGAUGCAGACAACGAAGGUGACAACGAUGACGUGAUUGUCUCUGGAGAAGCUCAGGAGGCUCCCAGACCAGUGAGGAAACAAAACAUCAGAAAACGCACAUUCCCAAGCUCUGAAAAUACAAGCGAUAGCCCUACUUCCAGUGUGGGAAGUAUGAGCCAUUUUGAUAAUGUAGUCAUGGAUAUGGUACGCCGAAACGAGAUUACAGUCACUGGUCCUGGACCAUCCUCGUCAUCGUCGCGGCAACAAAAUCGCAACCAUCCAUCAUCCAAGAGGGCCAAGUUACAUUCUAAAACUACCUCCAGCCAUGCCACAGAAAGUGAUGAUGACGACUCUGACCCUGGAGAAGUUGAGAAGUGCUUCAUCUGCAGCAAGUUUGUCCUCAAAGCCCACUACCCAACGCACGUUCAGAACGAGCUGGAUUCCAUGGAAGCGUCCAACAACUCCCUGGUGGAAUCCUCCAGCACCCCAUCUAGGAACACCAGACAGUCUGCUGCCCUCAACGAAAAUGCUAGUGAUGCAAUCCCCAGUGCGGUAAGCACCUCAACGUCCUCAACCAGUAGGCAGACGUCAUCGACCACCACGGAAUUGUCAACGGCAGGUUUGUCCCGUUCCAGGAGGGGAAACGCUGCUGCACAAGGAACCAGAGCUAAAAGUGCAUUGAAAAUUAACGGUAGAGAGGCAACGUCAACGUCACAUCUGAGAGCAGAGAGAACUACAGUCCUCUCUUCUGAUGAGGAAAGUGGUCCCAACUCACCUAGCGCCCUCGAUGAGUUCCUUGCGGACUCUGACGAUGACGACGACGAUGAUGAUGAUGACGACAUUGAUGGUGACGACAGGGUCCUACGACCGGGAGUUCCCUUCAGUGAUUCCCCCAUCAAAGCCUUCAAAAGCUUGAAGCAGAACCCACCUUGUUUGAUUGAUUUCAAGAAUCAGUUCAAUACCUCAGGAGGGGAAAAGACUCCAAGGAAGUUCACCGGUGCCGGGAAGGGGGGUAAGGGGCGGGGUAGGGGGAGGGGUAAGGGCAAUUGGAAGUCCGGUAAGCGGUGGGGAAAGGGUGGGAAGUCGAGAAAAUGAGAGGAAAAUGAAUUUCUGGGGGCUGUGUUUCAAAGAGAACUUUAAUGAGACAUAAUGUCAUGUCUAAGUGCUAGUUAAGGGAGCCAGUCAUAGAGCAAGUUUUGUGAGACUUAAAGUGCUACUUGAGGGAGACUAAAGGGCUUGCUUAAAGGACAGGUCCACUCAUGUGAAAUGAAGUUUCAUUCCUCCCUAAACACAUGGAAUUCCAU
This is a messenger RNA of Lytechinus variegatus (green sea urchin), 4711 nucleotides long. RefSeq lists its product as uncharacterized. Gene Ontology annotation, biological process: protein deubiquitination. The transcript has 15 exons. NCBI's taxonomy places the organism in Eukaryota, Metazoa, Echinodermata, Echinoidea, Temnopleuroida, Toxopneustidae. Bases 246 to 4502 code for a protein of 1418 amino acids. Gene Ontology annotation, molecular function: cysteine-type deubiquitinase activity. The record is from RefSeq and is a predicted model, not a curated record. Gene Ontology annotation, cellular component: nucleus.